AUGAGCAACAAAAAUCUCGUCGACAAUGAAGAUUCAUUUUCUUUGUUCAUUGUAGUCAUUCCCAAUAUUCCAAUCGAUGCUCGAUGGUCACAGAAUGGAACGAUCGUUGCUGGAGGUAAUGGAGCCGGUGACGCCACUAAUCAACUCUACAUGCCUCGAGGUGUCUUCGUUGAUGAUAAUCGAACGAUGACCAUUGCUGAUCUCGAGAAUCAUCGUAUCGCCCAAUGGAAGAUGGGUGAUACGAAUGGACAAAUUGUAGCUGGUGGCAAGGGCGAAGGAAAUCGAUUGGAUCAAUUGAAUGCGCCAACCGAUGUGCUAAUCGACAAAGAGACUGAUAGUCUCAUUAUUUGCGAUUACGGGAAUAGACGAGUCGUACGAUCGUCUCGUCGUCGUGGCACAACUCAAGGAGAAAUCCUCAUUGACAACAUCGAUUGUUAUGGAUUGUUUAUGGAUAGUCAGAGAUAUAUCUACGUCUCUGACUACAAAAAACAUGAAGUCAGACGAUAUCAAAUAGGAGACAAGAAUGGAAUUAUCGUGGCUGGUGGAAAUGGCAAAGGUGCUGGUCUCAAUCAACUCGACUGGCCCACCUACAUUUUUGUCGAUCAACAACAGACUGUCUACGUGUCAGACAACCACAAUCAUCGUGUGAUGAAAUGGAAUAAAGAUGCAAAAGAAGGUGUUGUCGUCGCCGGAGGUCAAGGUCAAGGGAAGGCUCUGACACAAUUGUCUCAUCCUAACGGACUCUUCGUCGAUACAUUGGGUACCCUCUAUGUGGCAGAUUCGUCGAAUCAUCGAGUAAUGCGUUGGCCUAAAGGAGCAAAACAGGGUACUGUCAUUGUGGGUGGAAAUGGUGAAGGAGCAGGAGCAAAUCAAUUCAAAAAUCUCCGUGGUUUGUCCUUCGAUCGACAUGGAAAUCUCUAUGUCGUCGAUGGUGGUUGGGAUGGAAAUAAUCGUGUUCAAUUUUUUUCAAUUCAAUAA
Molecule: messenger RNA, 978 nt
Organism: Rotaria sp. Silwood1
Lineage: Eukaryota; Metazoa; Rotifera; Eurotatoria; Philodinida; Philodinidae
Source: the annotation of a GenBank genome assembly